Amaranthus tricolor (Joseph's coat) is the source of this 1896-nucleotide messenger RNA. Its product is annotated as fumarate hydratase 1, mitochondrial. Gene Ontology annotation, molecular function: fumarate hydratase activity. Gene Ontology annotation, biological process: fumarate metabolic process; malate metabolic process; tricarboxylic acid cycle. Bases 90 to 1577 code for a protein of 495 amino acids. The transcript has 17 exons. Gene Ontology annotation, cellular component: mitochondrion; tricarboxylic acid cycle heteromeric enzyme complex. NCBI's taxonomy places the organism in Eukaryota, Viridiplantae, Streptophyta, Magnoliopsida, Caryophyllales, Amaranthaceae. The record is from RefSeq and is a predicted model, not a curated record.
UUUAUUUCGAUUUCCAGUAGUAAAGCCGCCAAUAAAAUCCUCCUCCAAUCCUGGGUUCUCAAUAAUCCAGAAUCUUCACCCACCCUAAAAUGUCGAUGUAUAUUGCAAUCCGCCGCUUUUCAAACCGGUCGACGGUGGCGUCUCCAUCUUCGGCGUUGCGUUCUACUUUGUUGAGGUAUUACUCGUCAACGUUUCGGGAAGAGCGCGACACUUUUGGCCCCAUCAAUGUCCCGUCUGACAAGUUGUGGGGAGCUCAAACUCAGAGAUCACUGCAGAAUUUUGAAAUUGGUGGGGAUCGUGAACGUAUGCCUGAGCCUAUAAUACGAGCAUUUGGAGUUUUAAAGAAAUGUGCUGCCAAGGUUAAUAUGGAAUAUGGCCUUGACUCAACAAUAGGGAAAGCAAUAAUGCAGGCUUCCCAAGAAGUUGCUGAGGGAAAAUUAAACGAUCAUUUCCCGCUUGUUGUAUGGCAAACUGGCAGUGGUACACAAAGCAACAUGAAUGCCAAUGAGGUUAUUGCAAAUAGGGCAGCUGAGAUUCUUGGUCACAAGCGUGGUGGCAAGUUUGUGCAUCCAAAUGACCAUGUAAACAGGUCACAAUCUUCUAAUGACACAUUUCCAACUGUGAUGCACAUUGCAGCAGCUAUGGAAAUAAAUUCCAGAUUUUUACCAAACUUGAAGAAUUUACAUUCUACACUUCAUGCUAAAUCUAUUGAAUUUAAUGAUAUAAUUAAGAUUGGACGUACUCAUACCCAAGAUGCAACACCAUUGACACUUGGUCAAGAGUUUAGCGGCUAUUCUACACAAGUCAAAUACGGAAUUGAUAGAGUGUUAUGCACUUUGCCGCGGAUGUAUCAGCUUGCGCAAGGAGGUACAGCUGUAGGAACUGGAUUAAACACAAAGAAAGGGUUUGAUAUCAAGAUUGCUGAAGCAGUUGCCGAAGAAACUAACUUACCUUUUGUAACUGCUGAAAACAAAUUUGAAGCAUUGGCAGCACAUGAUGCUUUUGUUGAAACAAGUGGUGCUCUCAAUACUGUGGCUGCUUCUCUUAUGAAGAUUGCUAACGAUAUAAGAUUUUUGGGAAGUGGUCCACGAUGUGGUCUUGGGGAAUUAAUUCUUCCUGAAAAUGAACCAGGAAGCAGUAUAAUGCCUGGGAAGGUUAAUCCCACACAGUGUGAGGCUUUGACUAUGGUCUGUGCUCAGGUGAUGGGUAACCACGUAGCAGUUACUGUUGGAGGAUCAAAUGGUCACUUUGAACUAAAUGUGUUCAAACCCCUCAUUGCAAAUGCUCUCCUACAUUCGCUGAGAUUGCUGGGUGAUGCAUCUGCUUCUUUUGAAAAGAACUGUGUAAGGGGAAUUCAGGCCAACAGGGAGAGAAUUUCAAAAUUGCUAAAUGAGUCUCUUAUGCUUGUGACAGCUUUGAACCCAAAAAUUGGCUACGACAACGCUGCAGCAGUUGCCAAGAAAGCACACAAAGAGGGAACAACAUUGAAGGAUGCUGCCUUAAAGCUUGGAGUUCUUACAGAGGAUGAGUUCCACCAAUAUGUGGUGCCUGAGAAAAUGAUUGGUCCUUCUGGUUAGUCCAUAACAAAUUUUCUAGCUUGAUCCAUACGAUUGAUGGAUUGGAAUUGUGUAUUGUUCUCUCAAUUUUUGUGGGUCCUUCCCAAUUUUAAGUUGGAUUAUGAAAAACUUUAAUUCAAUUUUAUUAUUGAGGCGUUCCUAGUGAGGUGUUUCGAGUUCAAUUAGCUCUUCAGAGCGAGCGGGCAUAAUGUUGUAUUUUUGUUUCAAUAAGGACUUAAGAGAAAGCCUCCUCAUUUUUAAAGCAAUAAAAUAGAAGUAAAUUGAAUUGAACCUUAUUUUUAAUUUUAAUUAAUAUGUUGAUUUAGACCUUUUUACUAAA